Mirounga angustirostris (Northern elephant seal) is the source of this 6004-nucleotide messenger RNA. RefSeq names its product coiled-coil domain containing 102A (gene CCDC102A). Bases 357 to 2015 code for a protein of 552 amino acids. Gene Ontology annotation, cellular component: myosin complex. The record is from RefSeq and is a predicted model, not a curated record. Lineage: Eukaryota; Metazoa; Chordata; Mammalia; Carnivora; Phocidae. The transcript has 15 exons.
UGCCCCCACCCCAGCGACUCGGCGGGCCCGGGUCACACUGUGGCCGCCGCUGGCCGGGGCCCCCCGCCCCCGCCCCGCCGUCUCCGUUCCCUCCCCUCCCCCCGGGAGGGAGGAGGAGACUCGGCGGCCCUCCCUCGGCCCUCCAGGCGGCGGCCGCCGCGAGCCCCGUGCCCGCUCCGCCCAGCCGCGGCGGGUCGGACGUCCGGAGCCCGCGGGUCCCCGGCCGAGGUCCGAGGAGGAGCGGUGGGGAGCGGUGGCCAGCAUGCACAGGGGUAUCGCGUGCUCCGGACAUCCCCCGUGCCGCCCCUGAGCCCCGCCCGGAGUUGGAACCCGGGGCCCGCCCGCGCGGCCGCACCAUGAGCCACGGGCCCAGCCCCCGGCUGGCCGAGUCCCCGCAGCUGUCCAAGGGCAGCCUCCUGACCAUCCUGGGCAGCCCGUCGCCGGAGCGCAUGGGGCCGGCCGACUCGCUGCCGCCCACGCCGCCCAGCGGCACGCCCUCGCCGGGGCCGCCGCCCGCACUGCCGCUGCCGCCGGCGCCCGCGCUGCUGGCCGACGGGGACUGGGAGAGCCGCGAGGAGCUGCGGCUGCGGGAGCUGGAGGAGGCGCGCGCGCGGGCGGCGCAGAUGGAGAAGACCAUGCGCUGGUGGUCGGACUGCACGGCCAACUGGCGCGAGAAGUGGAGCAAGGUGCGCGCCGAGCGCAACCGCGCGCGCGAGGAGGUGCGCCAGCUGCGCCAGCGCCUCGACGCGCUCACCAAGGAGCUGGCCGGCGCGCGGCGCGAACGCCAGGAGGCGCAGGGCGAGUGCGAGGCGCGGGGCCGCGAGCUGGCGCGGCUGCGGGGCGCCCGGGGGGCCGCCGACCGCACGCCCGACGGGCCGGAGCCCGAGCCCGACAGGGAGCAGGAGCCGGUGCGCGACGUCGGGUCCGAAGUGCCCCAGGGCAGCCAGGAGCUGGAGCUGGUGGAGAGCCUGCUGAAGAGCAGACCAGAGGAGCCUGAGGGCUGCUGGGAGGCACGCAGCGUGGGGACCGGAGGCCCACGGGGCAGCUCAGGCCGCCAGGAGCGCAGCCGGCUGCCCUGGGAGGACACGGCCACCAUCGAGGAGGAUGCAUCCAAGUUGACUGCCCUGCGGCUGCGGCUAGAUGAGUCCCAGAAGGUGCUGCUCAAGGAGCGAGAGGAUAAACUGGCACUGAGCAGGAACAUUGAGAAGCUGGAGGGGGAGCUGAGCCAGUGGAAGAUCAAGUAUGAGGAGCUGAACAAGACCAAGCAGGAGAUGCUGAAGCAGCUCAGCAUCCUGAAGGAGGCCCACCAGGACGAGCUGGGUCGCAUGUCUGAAGACCUGGAGGAUGAGCUAGGUGCGCGGUCCAGCAUGGACAGGAAGAUGGCAGAGCUGAGGGGUGAGAUGGAGCGGCUGCAGGCGGAGAACGCGGCCGAGUGGGGUCGCCGUGAGCGGCUGGAGACCGAGAAGCUGGGCCUGGAACGGGAGAACAAGAAGCUGCGGGUGCAGGUCGGGGAUCUGGAGGAGGCGCUGGCCCGCCGGCGGAGGCAGACAGCCAGCGCCCUGGACUGUGACCUGCGGGCCAGCCAGGCUGCGCUUUUCGAGAAGAACAAGGAGUUGGCCGACCUGAAGCAUGUGCACGGCAAGCUGAAGAAGCAGUUUCAGGAGAAGGUGGCCGAGUUGGCGCACGCCAACCGGCGGGUGGAGCAGCACGAAGCAGAGGUGAAGAAGCUGCGGCUGCGGGUGGAGGAGCUCAAGAAGGAGCUGGCCCAGGCCGAGGAUGAGCUGGACGAGGCCCACAACCAGGCACGGAAGCUGCAGCGGUCGCUGGACGAGCAGACAGAACUGAGCGAGAACCUACAAGUGCAGCUGGAGCAUCUGCAGUCCAGGCUCCGCAGGCAGCAGCAGAAUGCCCCCCUCUUCGGGAAGAUCCGAAGCGCUCGCUUCGGCGCCGAGGAGGCCGGGGACGGAGCCAGCGACCUGGAUGAGGACGAGGACCUGCAGAUCCAGGUGGCCUAGGGCUCCCAGGGCCAGACAGGACUGGCCUGUGGCCGCAGGCCCCUGGGUGCCCGGGCUGACCGGCUGCUCGGACCGAUGAAGCUGCCUGUGCUCCCUGCCUCUGCCAGGGUGGGCGCCGGUGGCCCCACCCCAGCAACACCCUGUGGAAGGGAAGCCAUGGCCUAUGUAUACAUUAUAUGUGUAUAUUUUAUAUAUGUGCGUGGGAUCCUUGGACCCAUUUGGUCUUAUAAACACGGGACCACUCCAAAGCCCAGUCUCAGCACCCCCAUCCACCCAGGACCUUCGUGCAGGGGCGAGGGGGAUGUCAAAGGGGACUGUGGGGGACCCAGGCUGCCUCUCUGAACCUUGGGGGUCAGGUGGAGCUGUUUACAGUACAAUGUGAUAAACCCAGUCUUUUGUAAUAAAUGGAGCUUGGGUUCUCGGGGCAGAGUCCUUGAGAGUGUGGCAGAUACGGGCAGGUGGUGUGGGGGACAGCAUCAGCCUGCGUCUGGCACCCAACCUGAGUUCCGGAAUGUCAGGUGACUUGCCAAAUGAACGAAUGUGAGAAAGAACGAAUGGAUGAACACCUGAGCUGCUCAGUGGUCUGGAAUCCGGCUUCUGUGAGGGGAAGGAAAAGGUAUGAUGUGUGUCUAAUCUGGAGGAGAGGAGGCUGCAGUUCUGCACUGGAUGAAUUCAAAUCUCUGCUGCUGCCCCUUACUGGCUGUGCAACCAUGGGGAAGUGACUUGACCUCUCUAAGCCUCAGUUUCUCCAUCUCUGAAUUGAGGCGUCUCCUACAGCUAUCAUGAGAAUAAGCUGAGUUCAUCUGGAACUCAGUAAAGCUCUGCUCUAGGUAAUGAAAUUGCAGGUUGAGGUGGGUUUGAGACACCUGCCCUUAAUGAGAUGCUCUAGAUGAAUUCUCGGCAGCAGGCCUGCUUUCUGCAGAAAGAGGUUCUGUCAGCAUGGUUUUAGCCGGCGGAAGAGGUGAGCUCCCUGUGCUUAAGAGGUGUGCAAGGAGCCGCUGAGGCUCUGUGCCUGUGGAGGGGAGCUCACUCAAUGGCUUUCUCUCUUGUGGCUGUCUGAGGGGCCCCUAAGGACACAGUGCUGGGAUGCAGAGGGUGCCAGAGCCCAGCGGGUGGUACAUCUGGGCACAGAACGGUUCAGCUGUUGCCACGCCUAAACCAGGGAUGAAACUGGUGAGGUGGGGUUUGCUGUCGUGGCAGAGAGGCCCCAGGUUCCCUCCUGGGCUCUGAGGGGAAAGGAAGGAGUGGGCCACCCCUGGCCAUGGGGAGCCAUCCGCCAUGGGUCUUUCCACACAAGCCAGGGCCCGCAGGAAAAAAAAAAAAAAGCUGUGGGAAGAGGGCCAUUUCCUGCCAGGGGUCUUUCUGUUUUCUCUCCCAAACAGGAAGUUUGCCCCAGAAGAGGCUGAACUGCUGCCCUUUGACCCCCCCAGGAGCCAGGCCCUCACUGACAACAGCCCUGAGGGCCGCCUCCCCAGGCCCCAGGCGGACCUGCCAUUCCCAGACACAGAGCAGAUCCGCUGGCGCAGCGGGCUCCCCCAGACUGCCUGGCACCUCCGGCCAGAGUGCUGAGCAGGGGCCCCGUUCCCGCCCCUGUGUGCGGGCAGGGCCGCUCCAGAGAAUGUCAGCGAGGAGAGGGUCUGGCCUCCCACCUCACUGUCCAGAGGAGAACCAGUCUCGGGAGGGGAGACACAGCCACAGACCACAGGGCUGGAAGAUUCUCCAGGCCUGGAAUGCGCUGCCUCUCUUGCAUCCCUUUGUUCACGGGGGCAGCCUCUGCCAACAGAAGCGUCAGCUUUGGCUCCCGAGAUGCUUUAAAAACGAUAUUAUAUGCAUGCUAGUUUAUUUUUUUUUUAAUCUUUUUUUUUUUUAAGAUUUUAUUUAUUUGAGAGAGAGAGAAUGAGAAAGAGAACACAUGAGAGGGGAUAGGGUCAGAGGACGAAGCAGACCCCCUGCCGAGCAGGGAGCCCGAUGCGGGACUCGAUCCUGGGACUCCAGGAUCAUGACCUGAGCCGAAGGCAGUCGCUUAACCAACUGAGCCACCCAGGCGCCCUGCAUGCUAGUUUAGUAAUGGGGAGUUUCUCAGAAAAGUGCAGGUUUCCUUCUCGUGAGGAGUCAGCACGUCGGCCCACGCUGGGUUCACACUCCCGUGGGGUCGUGGCCCCCGGGCAGGGAAGCGGGUGCUGCCCAGAGUGGGGCACAGGCACCUCGGGGGGCCACAGUCCCCACCACUCCCUGCAGCCUUACUCUGCAUGCGCCUUAUUUAUACGUGGCCCCCCGGAGGCCAUGUGAGCCUUCUUCCACUGGCCCGAAGUCAGCGUGAGCUCUGGGGGGCCGGGCCCACGGGUCGGCCGUGGGCUCAGAGCUCGUGCACGCAGGGGCGACUGCCAAGAACAGUUAACACUUACGGAGCCACACCACGUGCCUCACACCCUUUGAGGCUGGCCUACCGUGUCUUCCCUCUUUUGAUCAAGGAUGCAGAGCCUCAGAGGGAGCAAGUAACUAGCCCAAGGCCACAAAGCUCAUCAGUGAGGAUGCUGGCGUUCCAGGUCAGAUGGAUCGGAGGCCAGAGCCCGAGCUCCUGAUCACGGCUCCCACACCCCACCCCUCCAAGGCAAGGCCCCACAUGGCACGGCCCCUGCCCUCCGCUGCGGCCCGACCACCCUCCACUUGGCCCAAGACCCUGCAGCUCCAGUCCCGUUGUGCUCCCCGAGGCCACCAGAAUCGCCCCUCCCCCAUCAAAGUCCCACCAGCCCUUCCAAGCUGAGCCUACUUGGUUCAUUCGAAGAGUGGUAGCGGGCUGUGUACUUGUCUGCUUCUGCCGUCCCACCAGAUGCUCCUGGAGGCCAGAGAAUCCUGCCAGCAGCCGGCAAGGGACCAUUAAUUUUUUUUAUGGACGAUCAAACCCAGAUAGAGCGGAAAGGCUACCGCAUGGCUCAUCCCAAAACAGUCACUAAGGCGCCAGGGACAACAUCUAGGGGUCGACCAGGACAGGAUUUAUUAUUAUUUACUUACUUGAGAGAAAAAGAAAAAGAGCAAGAGCGCGCACGUGGUGGGAAGAGUAGGAGAGGGACAAGAAGACUCCACGCUGAGCGCAGAGCUGGACUUGGGGCUCGAUCUCACAACCCUGAGAUCAUGACCUGAGCUGAAGCCAAGAGUCGGACGCCUAACCGACUGAGCCACCCAGGCGCCCCUUAAGCCGCUGUUUUAAUUGAGAAAUUCCCACCUGGCCAUUGUAGGAAAUUUCAGAAACCAACAGACGACAAUAAACAACAGCUAUGGAUGAGGACUGACCUGUCUGGGGAUACCCCUUCCCAGGUGCAGGGUCCCCUUCCAAUGGCUUUGUAUGUAUGUCCUCAGAAUUGGUCACCCCCACUUUACAGACGACAAAACUGAGGCACAGAGGAGCUGGUAGGCGCCACACCCAGUGUGGGGCCCAACGCGGGGCUCGAACUCACAACCCUGAGACCAUGCGCUGAGCUGAGAUCAAGAGCUGGACGCUUAACCGACUAGGCCACCCAGAGUCCCAGAAGGAGAGGAUAAAGAGGGCAGGUCUGAAAAAGUACUUGAAGAUCAUGGCUGAAAACUUCUCAAAUUUGGUAAAGGAUAUAAACCUACAGAUUCAAGAAGCUGAAUGAAUGCCAAAGAGGACAAUCCAAACAAAGCCACUGAGAAACAUCAAAAUUAAACUUCUGAAAGCUCAAAGAUGAAGGAAAACAUCUUGAAAGCAGCCAGAAGAAAACAAGACCUUACAUAUAAGGGAAAAGCAAUUGGAAUGACAAUAGAUUUCUCAUCAGAAACCAUGGAGGCCAGAAGGAAGGGGCAAAAUAAUUUUUAAGUGCUAAAAGAAAAGAACUGUUAACCCAGAAUCCCAUACCCAUUGGCAGUGUUCUUCAGGAAUAAAAGAAAAUCUAGACAUUUUCAGAUGAAGGAAAACUAAGAAAAUUUAUACCUACCCUAAAAAAAAAAAAAAAAAAACCCAAAGGGAAUUC